GUCGAGGGUUGUGAAGCAAGUUGUUUCGUGGGUGAUGGUUUCGUACGUAGCGAGCCUGCGGAGGAGGCGGAGGUGUCGAAUGUGAGGCCUCGUCCACUGUUUGUUCGUUUGUUGUUUGCCUGUGGCCGUGAGCGAGCGACCCGGGCCAUGGAUGUGCGUGGCUCUUUCUUCUGUCUUUGGUUUUAGCGUUUGUAGGUUCCUUCGGCUUUGGCAUGGCGAGGCGCUCGUUGAGCCGGCACAGCGACACGCAGAUCAGCGGAGGAGUUGCAGACGCAAAGUGGCCAGGAGCGCCAUGAGCACCUAACCCUAGCGAGGAUGAACUCUAAGUUUGGGAGGGCGGGGGGCGGGGGCCGCGGCUCGUCCAUGCGGGGCAUGAAGGAUACGGGCCCUCCCCCGCUGGGUCGCGGCAUGGCCUUGCUGCAGCCGCGUAUGCAGCAGUUGGGUGGAGGUGUAGGGGGAAUGCGAGGGGGCAUGAAGGAGCGUACGGUAGGCAUGGGGAAGGGGAGGUUAGGGGGCAGGGAUGGCGGUGCCGGGGUGCGGGGCGCAGGGCCGCCACCUCAAGAUGAGAAGUUCCAGCUGCAACAGUUCGAUGAGGAUGGGGUCCGGCCUUUUGCUAUGGCAAUUCGCCUCACUCCUGAGCUUCUUAGCGAUCUGAAGCGUGCGGAAGCGGAGGGCAGUGCUUGUCUGAUGAAGUUUGGGGUCACUCCGAAUGGGAAUGUAUUAAAAAUUGGAGACGAGGAAUUCAAAUUCAAUUCGGCUCCUGAAGACGGAGGUUUGUGUGAUAUUUUCGAGGAGCAACGAAGGGGCGAGGAUGGGAAUGGUAAACUGAAGGAAGCCGGAUCAGUGUGGCGCAAGCUAUCAGUGCUUAGAACCCUGAACGCAAGUGAGAAGGAUCGUGUGAAAAAACGAUCCGUGGAGGCUCAGCAACAACAAAAAUCUCGCAAAGCAAUCAUAUUGGAUCCAACCCAUUCUCAAAAGCUGACCCAGAAUUCUUCUAUUGCUGGCGAUGCAAUGGGCAGGAGACCACUCAUGAAGCCAAAGGUGGAGCCUCCUAGGAAGAAGCUCAAGCCCAAUAGCCCUGUUCGAAGUCCUUCUCGUCCCUCUGCACCUACUGCAAUACAAAAGCUAGUGGUAUCAACAGCUUCAGCAAUUGCUAGUGCGAAGGCUGCUAAGGAUGCGAAGGCUGCUUUAGUGGCCUCCCCAGAGCUUCCCGCACCUAAUAGAACAUCAUCUCUUCCGCCGCCGCCACCUAGUGGGAAGGCAGUUGCAGAAGAGAGCGCCGCUCCCAGCAGGUCCUCUUUGAUUCCGAUGGACAACACACCAAGUCCCGCAACGACUACCCCAGAUACUGCUGGUCUUGGCAAACCUGGAAAUACAAUUAGUGCAAGUGAGCUGCGCAACUGCCUCAUUGGGCUGCUUACAGAGAACCCAAAAGGAUUGACCCUCAAGGCAGUGGAGAAAGCCCUUGGAGAAUCAACUCCAUAUGUCAAACCUGAAAAGAAGACCAUUGAGAAGGCGAUUAGAGCUAUUGCAUCAUAUCAUGCACCGGGAAAGUACAUACUGAAGGAGGGAGUGACAUAUUCCAAACUCUCCCCAAACAGUGGAAGCUCCCAUGAUGAUGCAGCUGCUGAUUCUCCACCGCUUGUUGACUCUCCUCCACUGCCAGACGUGGCUGAUACCUCAAAUCACGACCAAAGUUCUGAUGGAGUGCGUCGUAGCGAAACUGGUUUACUGGGAGAUAAGCCCAGUUCACUUCACGCUCCGGUAGCCUGGAAAGGUUCUGCGAUUGUUCCAAAGCAUCAUGAAAAUGCUGUGAGUCGUGCAAUACGCAAAGCUAAUGAAAAUUACCAGAAGUCCCAGCCACAGUCUCAUCCAGAUCAUAAUACAAUCACUCUUACCACUCAUGCUCAACAUCCUGAAAGUAAAGUUGCAAAGGAUGAUGUAAAGGUUGAUACAGAGCAAAUUAGUGUAGGCGGUGGUGAGAGUGGAGAGAUCGAGAUUACAGAAGGUGAAAAUCACCCAGAUAUUAAUGAAGACAGUGAAAUAGACAGUCGAAGAGGUGGAAAUGAGUCUAUUCCCAACUCACCGAAGGAGAAAGCGAAGCCUGCGAAUAGUGUUGGCAGCGAAAGUAGCAGUUCCGCCUCCUCCAGUGAUAGUGAUUCUGAAAGCUCAGAUAGUGGUGAUAGUCGCAGCGGGACUAGUGGGAGUGACAGUGACAGUGAUGGGAGCAGCAGUGACAGUGAGGAUGAGAACAUGGAUGAAGAUGUUGAAAUUGUUAGCGACGACGAAGAUGGAGAUGAUCCACCUCAAAAACCUAAAUCAAACGACAAAAAGAAGGCAUCUCAUCAGUCGAAAGAUGCGAAACGAGCAAAGCAGAAACCUCCGGAGAAGCUUGUGACUCAGGAAUCAGAGGAGAUCGACAUUGGGAGCUAUGAUGGGGCAGUUCACCCUGAGGUUGAUCCAGGAGCAAGAGCCAAUGUGGUGGUAGAAAAUUUGGAUCAGGACGUUGCUGAUCCCGACUUGGAGGUAGAUGUUAUAUCUGUGGGCGGCGCUGAUUCACCACAAGAAUUGGGCUCUGCUACUCCGACUUCAGAGCAGCAGGCGGAGGAAAUCAAAAGAGAGGUUGCAAAUAUAUCCGUGAGUAAAAAUGAGAACACAAAUUCGUCUGACAGACCCAUCGCACGAGGGAGUACUUCAAGUGCUCCCAAGGAAGAACCUGCAUUGACUGGGGAAGUCGGGACGGAGAAGGAUAUUAGUAUUGGAAAGUCUACCGAAGUCCACAAACAUCCCUCGCUAUCCGGUACGCUGAAGGGACGUAUCAACAGCAUGGCGAUCAACCGUAAGAACACGCCUCCCAAUGUUAGCAACAAAGAUUCAGUAAAGGAUUCUCUAACACAAUCUCAUACGAAACCACCUACAAAGGAUUCUCCAGCUCAGAGUCUCUCUCCCUCACGACCUGAAACCGGUACAAAAUCCUCGCUAAGUUCUCCUGCAUUGAAGAAGGAUGCUAUGGAAAGUAGUCCUCGGCGGACCAAAGAAAAUGCUUCGAAGAGGCGGGUUAAUUCUGAAGCUCGAAAGUCCUUUUCCAAGGAUUCUAAAACUGAGAGCGAAGAACUUGUGGACAAGCUUGUUGAAGCACCUGUGCGGCCUCGGCCCAGGCCUGGUAAGUCGGCCGAGCCCAAUCGGAUGUCUAAGCCCGUCGAACCUCUGCAUGCAUCGAACGUAGGUGCUACGCCGGAGUCUGCUGCCAGAGUCUCAAGAGACGGUGAGAGUUCAGGACUUUUAGGAAGGGAUGCUGAAGCUGAGGCUCCGUAUAAUUCCUCAAGGCCUCUCCGCGAUGGACCCUGGCGUCACAAUCCUGAUGCUGGCUUGCUUGGGAAACCGGGGAAGAAUGUAGAGUACUUGGGACGGCCGCAGGGUAGAGAAACGGAGGGUAACGUGUUCAGUAGUAGACAGCUGAAGAACAUGCGAAGAGCUAGUAAUGAGCCAGAAGCAGCGAGAAGGAGUGAUUCAUUGAAUGAUUCAGAGUUGUGGGGGAAGCCGACGAGAGAUGUGGAUGGAGCGACCUUAGGUAAUGAUAGUGAGGUAAUGGUCAACAGGCUUAGGGAAGGUAGAAAAGAGCUCACUAGGCAGGAAGGUCCAAAAGGGUCCUUGUCUGGUAGUGCGAGUGGACAAACUGAGAAAAAAGGUAGAGAGAGUCUAGAUAGAGAGUCAGGUGAGUGGAGAGAAAGCACGCCAGGUAUAGAGCAGUUACCAGGGGAGAGUAGAGGGAGGGAUAGCUUGCGAGGUGAUCAAUUGAAAUCUAGAGCUGCGAUCGAGACAUCGGGUGCUAGUAGACCAUCUCAAAACAGCCCAGCAAGGGAGAAAGGUCGAGGUACGCCUAAAGUUGGAGGAGACUUAAGGAAGCCUUCCCCUGCAAAGGCAGGAGAUUUAAGAAAACCCUCCCCCGUAAAAUCAGUAGCAGAUUUUAGGAAACCCUCUCCAGGAACUACUGCUGGUGAUUUGAGAAGGCCUUCUCCUGUAAGACUGGCUGGAGACUUGAGAAAACCUUCAUCCCAAAAGCUUGCCCAGUAUACUCAGAACAUUCAUGUAUCUAGGGAUGUUCGCGGUAGCACCGGUUUUGGAAAAUUUCCGUCUUCUAGUCAAGUGGAAGAGAGGUCUGAGGGUAAUUCUAGUCGCAAUGGUAGGGCUGCUACUGAUACCUUUGAUAGGCCGAUGGAGUCCCGGGGUGUCAAACGGUCAUUGGAAGAAGGCAGCAAUGAACCUACAAGGGCUUACAAAAAACCUUCUAUUGCUCCUGUUGCACCUCCAUCGUCCGCCAAUCGAGGUAAUUCAGACUUGGGUGCUGUAAAGUCGACGGAGAAAAAACAGGCGAGCCCUGAUUUAGCUUACAAGUCUCAAAAUCCUGAGACUGGGCGAGGAGGAUCUUCCGAUGGACUAACUCAAUUAGCCGGUCCUAGUGGGAAAGCACCCAGCGGGGAAAACGGUCGUAAACAAAGACCCAUGGGUAAAGGCCACAAAGCUUCUGCAAAGGAAGUCUUAGAACCUCCAAGGGGCCGUGAUUGGAAAUCUAAGACAAGUGCAGGUUUGCUUGGACCUGGAGGUGACAAGAAAAAGGACAAUCUUCAAUCUGAUUUAGGGCUUAGCAAUGGAAAACGUCUGAAGACUUCAUCAAGUCCUGAAGAAGUUUCCAGGAAGCAGUAUUUUGCUCAGUAUGAGAAGGUCACUCCAGAUUUGCGAGGACCCGUUAGGUCUAACGAAGAGGCUGAAGCAUACAGGAAGGAAUACCAAACCAAAUAUUCUGUGUAUCUUCGUCUCCACAAGGACCUUGAGAAAAACAAGGAAAAUUUCCUUUCGUUCAAGCGAGAAAUGGUGCAGCAUCCUGAUAAGCUGCAACAGAUCAGUUCCAAAGUGCGAAGAGAAUUCCACGCGAUUAGAAAGGAAUUCAAACGUAUGCAGAAGACCUUCGACAUUUUGCAUGAAGAACUCCAGACAAUUAAGCAGCAGCUGAGGAACUUUACAGAGAAAGCGGGACAAGGUUGAAGGAUAAGUAUGUUACUUUUGUAUCAAUAAAUGAAUUUGGGGACAAGGCUGUACACUUCGUUUGUGCAGCAUCUUCCAGCACUUGAGGAGACUUUUCUAUCUCAUUCUUUUCAAGCAUCUGUGACAACAUAGUUGUCUCUUGGACAUGGUUUGUGUGAAUUUUAUGUCUUAUGUAAAUUAUGCCACUCCAAUUCUGGGCCCUCAAUGAAUUUCUUGCUAUCAUUCAUCUGCCAAACGUGGAGGAUGAAAGUGCCCAGUCUACCA
This is a messenger RNA of Physcomitrium patens, 5307 nucleotides long. RefSeq lists its product as uncharacterized. NCBI's taxonomy places the organism in Eukaryota, Viridiplantae, Streptophyta, Bryopsida, Funariales, Funariaceae. The record is from RefSeq and is a predicted model, not a curated record.